This is a messenger RNA of Astrephomene gubernaculifera, 4556 nucleotides long. The record is from the annotation of a GenBank genome assembly. NCBI's taxonomy places the organism in Eukaryota, Viridiplantae, Chlorophyta, Chlorophyceae, Chlamydomonadales, Astrephomenaceae.
AGCUGUUCAUAGAUUCCACUCAUCGGGCCCCGAUGUCACCUUUAGGCCCCGUAGCAAGAGAUUGGCAACAUACUCCAUUAAAUUAGUGUACUGUCUGCAAAUUGCUGGAUAAGCUAUGGUAAAGGUUGUGUUUUCUCUCCAGCCAGGAAGUUAACUUGCCCGCCAAACGUUCUCCUGUGGCCCAGUGGCUGAUUACAGUGGAACCUUAUUGCGAUGCAUUCAUAGUUCUUUUAUAGACUGUAAGGGGAUCGGGAAUUCCUAGUUGGCGUAAGGAUCUCAUCAGCAAUGUUUGGGUUCGGAGGUACUGGCUUUGGCCAGCCGGCUCAGCAGCCUGCGCCGGCUUUUGGAGCUCAGCCGGCGAGCCCUUUCGGUAAUGCGUUUGGACAGCCAGCACAACCAGCUGCAAGCCCCUUUGGGGCCCCAACUACUAGCACUCCUCUUUUUGGAGCACAGAACCCUGCACCAGCGUUUGGCCAAGCAGCUCCGGCUGCUGCGCCCGCUUUUGGAGCGACAACUAGCACAACCGGCUUUGGUGGAGCAAGUUUUGGGGGGGCCGCUAAACCUGCCGGGUUCGGUGGCUUUGGUGCCACGACCACAGCUGCCCCGAAUCCCUUCGGGGCAACGGCACAGUCUACGCCCGCUUUCGGAGGCUUUGGCGCCUCCAGCACCCCUGCCUUUGGCGCCCCAGCGGCGGCGCCCGCUAACCCCUUUGGCGCCCCGGCGGCGACCGGAGGAUUUGGAGCCGCGGCGGCGCCCGCUUUCGGAUCCGCGCCCGCUGCACCCGGUGGAUUCGGAGCCCCUGCCGCUACGACAUCUGCGCCUUUUGGCAGCACCACGACCAACCUGUUUGGUGCCCCCACCGCCUCGCCGUCGCCCUUUGGCGCUCCCAGCGCCCCACAGCCCAGCACCGGCUUUGGAGGCUUUGGCGCACCGGCUGCCGGCGCAGCCGCUAGCAGCGCCGGCACCCGCAACGUGCCGUACAGCAAGACCAGGGAUCCGGACGCGCCUGCCACCGGCCCAGCCACUUUCCUGACCUCCAUCUCGGCGCUCGCCAACUUCCAGCCCCCCAACAACGUCAAAUCGCAUGACGAGCUGCGGUGGGAGGAUUACCAGGAGGGAGUGAAGAACCAGAGCGCGGGGCCCGCGCCGGCUGCCGCCGGCGCCUUUGGCGCUGCCGCGUCCCCCACCGGCGCCUUUGGCGGUUUUGGAUCAGCGACCGCCCAACCGUCGGCAACCAUGUCAACCAGCUUUGGGACCGCUCCCGGGACGCCCAGCCCCUUUGGUGCGCCACCUGCGACUGCAUCCUUUGGCGCAACCACCGCUGCGCCGGCGUUUGGCGCUCCGACUAGCCAGCCGUCGUUGUUUGGCACGACGGCAGCUCCCGCCGCGCCGGCGAAUCCCUUUGGGACCACGGCUGCGGCCUCGGCGCCGGCGUUUGGGGCGUUUGGUACGGCGGCUCCUGCGGCUGCUAGCCAGCCCUCGCUGUUUGGCACUACGACGACGAACACUGGGUUUGGUGGUGCCACCACCAAUGCCUUCGGAACGACUUCGCCGUUUGGAGGCGCCUCCUCGGCAGCUACCUUCAGCUUCACAAGCUCGCCUGCGACGUUUGGUGCUGCCUCUGCCCCAUCGCUGUUUGGCACCACCGCCGCACCGGCGGCGAGUCCGUUUGGGACCACAACAGGAGCGCUGGGUGCCGUAGGAUCCCCCUUUGGUGCGGCAUCCUCUGCCUCUGCUUUCGGUACAAGCACCUUCCCCGCAUUCGGUGCCAACACUGCCGCCAAGCCCGCUGCUCCAUCGCCAUUUGGAACCACGGCGCCCUCCCCCUUUGGAACCACGGCUCCCGCCGCGGGCGGCGGACUGUUUGGCAACACGGGCUUCAACUUCAACACUCAGCCCGCCUCUACUCCCUCCCUCUUCGGGACCACCACCGCGGGAGCCGCAGCGCCCUUUGGCACCGCCGGCAUCUUUGGCACUCCUGCUGCCACGGCUCCUGCUGCCGGUGUUGGGCUGUUUGGUACCACCACCACGGCGGCACCGGCGGCGCCAACGCAGCCCCCGUCGGUUGCCCAGCCAGCGUACGGCAACUUUGGCUCCUUGCCUGCCGUACCGGAGGCCAAGGUGGGCAUCACCACUCGCCCAGGACGUAUCGCCUCGAUCAGCAGCGGCGCUAGCAAGGCGAGCCCGCUGCUGUCGUUGAGGCCCACUCCGGUGCGGUACGGCGCUUCCGUGCGUGCCCGCGUGGACCAGCCGCCUGGACUUGGCCUCGGUCUGGCCAGCGCCCUGCCUCACACGCAUGUCGCAUCGGGUUUGCUCCCCGCGUCUGCAGCAGGCUCGGACCUCCUGACGCCCCAGGCGCCUGCGGGUGCUGGUGCCGCCGCUGCCGCGGCGGCAGCCGCUGUCGCCGCAGGCGGCAGCGGCCUCCUGCCGCUUCGCCAGAACCCGCACCGUCUGUUCAUUGCCGCGCCGCCUCCAUCCACGGAGGCAGCUGGCGGCAGCAGCUUCCUCUCGCCUGUGCGGCCGCUGUCGGCGCACCGGGCUGGCACCCCCGACGGCGCAGCAGCUGGCGGCGAUGACGACGGCGAGCCCCCCGCCACGGUACUUGAGACUCCCGGCGCCGCUGCGGCCGCAGCCGCUGCGGGUGCUGGAGCCCGCCACGGCGGCCUCAACGGCUACGCCAACGGCUACUCUGGCGGCGCCGUCGCCGCUGCUCCCGCGGGAGCUGGUCCGUCGACGACAGCGGCGGGAGCCGGCCGAGUCGCCGCCUCCGCCGCCGCUCCAGCCUUCCAAGACGCCCCUGCUUCCGAGGCGCACCUCCCGCGGCUGGGACGCCUGGUUGCGGAGGGCUACGCCUUCAGCCCCAAUGUGGAUGAGCUGCGGCUGCUGCACAGCCAGAACCCGGAGAACCUGGCAUCGGUCUCCAACUUCACCGUCUCACGCGCCGGCAUCGGUCAGGUCCGCUGGGUGGUACCCGUGGACGUCCGCGGUUUGCCCUUGUACGACAUUGUUUCCAUUUCGUACGGCGAGGUGCUGUGCUACGCGGAUGCCUCGGUCAAGCCGCCACAGGGCCAGGGCCUGAACAAGCCCGCGGAGAUCACGUUGUACGGCGUGUACCGCAAGGACAAGGAAACGGGCGCUCAAAUUAAGGAGGGCCCUCGCGGUCAGGCGUACGAGAAGCCCCUGCGGCAGAUGUGCGCUCGCAUGGGCGCCAAGUUCCUCUCGUACAAGGUCGACGGCGGCGUUUGGAAGUUUGAGGUGGAGCACUUUAGCCGCUACGGCCUCAUAGACAUUGACGAUGAGGAGGACGCGGGCGGCGCCGCCGCCGCCGCAGCUGCUGCAGCUCCUGUGGAGGAGGGUGUGGGCGAGGCGCAAGGAGCUGGAGCAGCAGCAACAGCUGUUGGAACCGCACCCAGGCGACUGGGUUUGGGCCUGGGCUCUGCUGAGUCAGAGGUGGCGGAGUUUGGGACGCCUCAUCUGUUUGGAGGCCGGGGCCUGGCGGGUGCCGGCCUGCGGGGCUUUGCCUUUGGCGCCAUGGGCGGCGGUCCGGCGGCCAGCGCGGCGGGUCGCAGUGGCGGUGCGGCGCUGCUGGCUGGGGCGGCCGGCGGGGAGGAGUCCGAGGUGGAGCCCUCGGUUGGGCUGAUGCGGCGGCAGCAGCUGGGGCUGGCGGGACUGCCGGAGGCGGGAGGGUCGGAGGCGACGGGCGGUGGCGUCGCAGGUGGCGGGGCGACCCAUGGGACAGCGGGGGAGGCCGGCAGCCGGGCGGACAGGACACAGCGGUAGCGCUAGCGACACACAAGCCGGCGUGCGUGACCGUGCGGAUGAUGCGACAGGGCCGUAGAGCUAGCGCAGACAGCGACAGAAUUCCGAGGAGCUAGCGGCAAUUGCAGUAUUAGGAACAGCAUUGUAAAGCACGAGGGCUGGAGGGGUUGUGUUGGGUAGUUGCGUUGGGUAGCUUGAUUGCUAGGUGGGGUUUUAGGCCGUCUUAUGUAGGAUUCUCUUGCUCUCUUGACGCACUUGAACAUUGGGAGUAGCACAUGUUACCCUGGUUUCUUGCUGACGAAUACGGACCAAACGUCCUAAUCACAGCUAAUGGUCCACAGGCCUGUUACCUCGCCAACGCACAACGGUUGGGCAAAGCCCUUAGUAAGAUAGCUUCUUAGCAGAGUUGUGAUUAACAAAGCACGGCGUGUGUUACAACUGCUUGUUUGAAUUUGCACUCGGACAGUGCCUUUAGGGAUGAAUUACGUGGAGCCUGUUUUUUUUGCUCUACUGACCAACCGAGGAGAAAUGUCGUUGGCCGUUGCGUGCGCAGUGCUUCGUGUUUGCCGGUGUUGUAGGAGGUUGCCUUCUCUUUGAUGCGUUGCUAGGCCUCGGACAAGUCCCCUUCCCUUAUCGUAACGGGCAACGGAAAGCUGGGAAAUGUUAGUUGCCACUUCCUCUACGCAUGAUGUGGUCGGGCGGAAUAGUCCGCAUUGAGGUUGUCAAGAGUCACCCUAAACACCCAUGUUUCAGGUUCGGUAUCCGGCCGUUGGGCAUGUAAGAAUCCCGGCUCAGUG